UUUCCCGACCUCAAAAACACACUCUCUCAGUCAUAGCGAUGGGAGCCAUCUCCUCUUCCCGCGAACUCUAAAGUCCUAAAAAGGAUUCCAAUGGGAACGCUUCGAUCUCCAUUGCACGCCAUUCCUUCUUCCUCUUCUCCUUCCUCUUCUCAUCCUGGCUCUGUUGUUCCACUUCCUUCUCUGAUCUCCUCUUGUUCCGUCCAGCCGACCUUAAUUCCUCAACCACAAUAUUUGAAGAUCAAAGCAUUGAAGCUUUACAGGGGGCGACGCGGAUUAUCACAACCAACGACGUUGGUCCACCCGAUUCUUUUCCUCAAAGGCCUUCUCGGUGGACCUGUUGACACGCAGAGUUUUAUUGUCACCGUUAGUGUCGUCGUGGCCAUUGCUCUCUCCCUGUUUCUGGGCUUCAAGGGAGAUCCUGUCCCGUGCGAACGCUGUGCUGGCAACGGUGGCACAAAGUGUGUCUUUUGUGAUGAUGGUAAGAUGAAGACAGAGACUGGCUUGGUUGACUGUCGAGUUUGCAAAGGAGCUGGUAGCAGACCUUCUAUAUGUUGAAGCCGUCUUAAAUGCUAGGGUCACCUGACAUUGUUUGGGCAAGGAAGUGGCAUUAUGGAUUCUUGUUCACAUCACUGACUUAAUGUGUCAUGCUUUCAUAUCCAUGUCAAUAUCAGUUAAAAAAGCUGCAUGCAGGCAUGCAUAUCUAUUCUAUUUUUGCUUAAAUUGGAAACUUUUUUGACAUCAUACAAGUGAUUACUGUAUAAUGGACGAGUGCUACUCCAAUAUGAAUGGUGCUAUCUUCCAAUAUCAAAAGGGGCAACUUGACAUGAUGGAGUCUGGUGCGACAUUUUUUUUCAUCAACUUGAAACCAUAAAGUUAUUACUUUCUUGAAGUGUGUAAACAUUCAAAAUCUGAAAGGCGCAUUAGUUAAUAUAGCAAUUUUUUGUCGCAGAUACACCUGUGUAUGUUUAACGCAUUAAAACUGUAUUUUUUCUUUGCUCAACUCAUUCUGUCAAUCUAUUUUUUGUUUAAUUACUUUGGCAUGAUUCUGGUCUGGGAGUCUCCACAUAGAUUAUGCACAGAUGUUCCUAUUGUAUGAAUAGCACCUGCAUGUGUGAGUUCCAACAGAUUUUGGUUCUCACGCUGUUCAGAAAAGAAAGCUUGCUAUUUUUUCUUUCUUUUAAACUAGUGUUUCUCUUAGAACUUCUACUGAUGG
Messenger RNA from Nymphaea colorata (pocket water lily), 1213 nucleotides. RefSeq lists its product as uncharacterized. The record is from RefSeq and is a predicted model, not a curated record. Bases 91 to 555 code for a protein of 154 amino acids. The transcript has 4 exons. NCBI's taxonomy places the organism in Eukaryota, Viridiplantae, Streptophyta, Magnoliopsida, Nymphaeales, Nymphaeaceae.